AUGAUGUUGGAUCCCCACUUCACCUCAGAAUUUGCUGAUCGUCUCUCAGCAAUAACAAGCAGCUUUCCCAUCUCAACGUGGUCGUGGACAAGCGUGUCAACGACAGAACCUUCAUCUAUCUCUAGGAGGAGCAAGCUACCGCGCACGGCUUCACUCCUUGAAACUUGGCGUCAGUUGGCAUUACACGAGGACACCAUGUCCAGCGGCAAUGUGAACUCCUGGGCGACAAUGUGGAAAUCCUGGAUUACGAACCCGAGGGCGAGGCUCCCACCGCAGAGCAGUUUCCAGCGGCGGGUGCGGGAGACGAGAGCCCCCCCAUGCCCAUUGUGCGAAGCGCGAGGAAGCAGGAGGAGGAGCGUGAGGCUGUUCGGGCUGCUGCGGCGAGGAAGCAGGAGGAGGAGCGUGCGGCUGUUCUGGCGGAGCGUGAGGCGUAUCUCCAAGCUGCUAGGGCGAAGCAGGGGGCGCUCCGAUCGCGGCUGGAGGAGGUGGACCCCCGCCACCAGGGCCCGCGAGCAGCCCCCCACCCGCGUCACCGUGCUAUCUUCCCCCCCCCACGAAAUCCCAGGUGCCCCUUGGUUCCCAUCGUACCGCCUCGCCGCACGAGAAGGAGCGGGAGAUGACGGCUUCUCUGACGAGCGAGAAGGAGCUGGAGGGGACAGCGACUCCGGAGCUUUCGGUCGGGUCUUCCGGCCGGUGCUGAAGACGGAGCAUCGUUUGCGGCCGCAACCAUGGUGUACGAGUUCCACGUUGGAGAUACAGCGUUCCUGUCCCGCCCGCUGGAGAUGCCCUGCAGAAGAUGUAACGUUCCACGAUGAGGACAAAUUGGCAGCUCUGCUUGAAUGGGCUGGCAUCAAACAACUCUCCUUGUUCCAGCUUUUGUUCGCUCUCCGUCGUGCCACUGUUAAUAGAUGUCCUCAAGGAACGUCGGAGGUGACACAAGAUGGAGGACUUCAGCUGUCUCUUGCACGUGCUGCCUCGAACAACGACUUCAAGCACGAUCUGCAAGCCCCCCGGCAGGCCUCUUCACGCCCUGCACGUGGUUCUGGAGGGGACAAGGACUACAGUUGGUCGGCGGCUCCUGUGUCCAAGAGCUGGAAGAACCGUUGGGGUGACCGAGAUUCGACGGCCAAGAGCGGGACGGACGACCACCGCCGCCCCACCCAGUCUUCGCGAGGGCGCGGCGUCGGAGAUAUCAGGCGAGGGCGAGACGUGGGGAACCAGCCUAUCAGGUCUUCGCCGGCGAGUCGCCAUCGCCGGAGCAGGAGGCGGAGCGCCGAACGUCAACAGCGCACCAAUCAUUCGUCGAGGCGUGGGCGCAGCCGGAGCGAAGACCGUCGUGGGAGAAACACGCCUUCGUCUAGGCGUAGCCGCAGCCGGAGCCACAACAGGAGCGGGAGCAACAGCAGGGCGACCAGCACUGACAGCAGUCGCGGCGGAAAAGGGGGACGGAGGUCAGGCCACGGUAGAAAACCAUCUGAGCAAGGAACCGGCAGGGCCCUCGAAGUACGCGUUCUUCAUCCAGAAUUUGCGGCUGCCUGGGACACUCAAGACAAGAGCUCGGGGAUUGAUCGUCUUCGCAGUUUUGGCGUAUCCAACGGCGAGACUUACGGAGAAUACAUUCGUCGCUAUAAGGCUCUGGCCAUGACCGUCAUGGUUUUUCACCACGCGUUCAAGCCUUCGGCUGUGCAGGUGCAGAUAGCUGUUCGAGACUCCAUGUUGAAGCAGUUUCCGGUAGUGUCUGGGCAGGUGUACAAGGAUGAGCAGCUCUCCAUGGAAGCCCCUUUUGGGCGACAUGCUUCGUGUCUGGAUGAUAUGCGGGAUGUGUUGGACAAGUGUGCGUUCGCGCACAUGCCGGCGGUGCAUGGAGAUGAUUUCUUUUCGGUGUCUUCCACGAAUGCCAAGAGUUUGUCUGCCGUUUCGCGUGCUGUACCUUCUUCGGCGUUGCGUUCGACGGUGACCCCUUCGUGGAGUCAAGGUUCUUCGGCCGCCAUGAUGAGUGUUGACCCUCUACCUAAUGAUGAUCGGGACCCUUUUCUGUUGCACCACAGUGACCGGCCGUUGCAAGGACACUUCCAAGAGAUAUACAACGUCGCUAGUGAGAUGGCUCUAGCCAAGAAUGAUCCGCCAUUGCUCACCCCCUUGAUCUCGGCUGAAGAAGGCCGCAACGCGCUUCGACUAGCACUCGUCGGAGGCUUCCACUUCGACAACAAGGGGCUGGACGGGGAGGCUGCCCUCCGGAUCACGGAGCGUUGCGACUUCGCCCGCUCCUGCCUCGUCUUCUGGGUCCUCCUCGUCGGAGAAGAGGACCCGUCUGCUUGGUCCACCCCCGCCUGUGCCUGGUGCCCGCUCUUUGCCCCUCCGCCGUUUGAUGACAAGUGCGAGUGCGCUUCGGAUGACGUCCUGCUUUUCUGGAAACCUCCGUCUGUGUUCUCGCAAUGGACUCCUUCGGCGUUUGACGUACUGGGGGUACGUUAUUCAUGUGGUGAUCAAUUUAUGAUGUCUGAAAAAGCGAUGUUGUUUGGAGAUAUGACGUCGUAUGACAAAAUUAUGGCUGCAACAGUUCCUAAGACACACAAGUUUUUGGGUCGAAACGUGCGUCCUUUCGACCAUGCUGAAUGGGAGCGUCGUCAUGAAGAGAUCGUGCUUACGGGGUCGUGUGCCAAAUUUGCUCAAAACCAUGACAUGAAACAUCAUCUAAUGGAGACGGUUACCCGCCUCCUUGCAGAAGCCAGCCCCUUUGAUCGUGUUUGGGGUAUCGGCAUGUCUGCAUGCUUUCCAGAGACUAGCGUUUCAUCAAAGUGGGCGGCUAGCGGUAAAAACUUGUUGGGAAAAGCUUUGAUGGAAGUUCGACGCCUUUUUCGUGAUCAUCUCCUGUCUGGCGAAAAUUUCCCCGCUUCCAAUUCUCCCACGCCCCCCAUUUCGCAGCCUCCUCUCCAUGGACAUCCACGCAUCCAUGAGGUUGCUACUGCUACAGGUUGUGCCGAGCUCGAGCCGGGAGUCGUUAUUGGAGUGUCUGCCGCGCCGCUACUACGAGUACCGGUGGAAACCCUGAAGGCGGCACCAUCUUCGAUUCCUACCGGCCCGCAUCAUCUACAUCACCACCUCGGGGCUCAUUCAACGUUCCACAUCUCCUUGGGCUUCUCCUUUAGUUGUCAUCCCCAAGAAGGACGGUCUGUUCGCAUCACCGUCAACUACAAACGUCUCAACGCUCUGGUGGAUUGGGAUGGACAACCUCUCCCUCGAGUGGACGGUAUCUUGGAUUCUCUGUACACCGGGAAAGUGUUCUCCAUCUUCGACCUCAACUCGGCUUUCCACCAGAUCGUUUGUGAUGAAGACACUGUCCCGCUCACCGCCUUUUGCACUCCCACGCAGUUGUUCGAAUGGCUUCGGAUGCCGCAGGGCGCCAACGCAAGUCCGUCUUGGUUCGUCAAGGUCAUCAAAAGAGUGGUGCACGGUCUGGAGCGUGUGCUUGCUUAUCUGGACGAUGUCAUCUGUUUCGAUGAGGAACCUCUGGGACACGUGCUGAGCUUGAUCGAGUUCUCCAAACGACUGCGACAGUACAACCUCAAACUGUCUCCAGGGAAGGCUCGCGUCGGCGCCACGCACGCCAACUUUCUCGGUCACACCAUCUCUCUGCCAGGUGUUGGCCCUGAUGGCGUUGAGGCCUUCUGAAAGAUCAUUGCUUGAUCAUUUUUUCCAUAUUAUUUUUUCUGAUAGCGCCGAAUAGACGGUCUAGUCGUAUAGGGGAGGAUACCACAGAAACCCCGAACCAUAUGCAAAGGAGUUGUAGAGCACACCAGGAUAGAGCGCGCCCGCCCCACCAACACAUACCUGCAAACACACGGAGCAUCCACCAGAGGUGCGCCGAGAGGUCAUGAGGAGGCCUCCACGCCCCGCGUGGUCUGCCCUGUCUAUCGGGGCGGCGUUGUUGGUAGCGCUUGCGGUAGCGCUGCCGGCAGCGCCAGUUGCCAUUCUUGCUCGUACAUCGGCUUUGGCCGUCUCUCUCCGGCCGCCACCCACACUUGCUGUGAACGCGGCGACUGAGGACAGCGAGCUUGGCAUGGAGGACAGCGGAUAUGCAAUCGACCCAAGCGUGCCGACUGAUGAUGAGGAUGACUGUGAGUUUGAUAUGGGCGCAUCGUACAAACCGAUAUAUGCUGCGAACUCGGACAAAGCUGGUCACAAUACCCGGGGAGCAGCUCGGCAGCUACGACAACAACAACAGGCGCCGGCAUCACCGGUCACACCGUCGCUCCGGACGACUUUGCUCGGAACGUAGCAGCGGCAGCGGAAACAGCGGCAGCAGCAGCAACCAUCUCCGCCGGAGCGCUUGGAUAUAGGAAGUGUACCGAACUCGCAUGAUGCUGGUCACAACACCCGCAGUGUAGGUGGGUAACAGCGGCCACAACAGGGGACCCCGGAGCUACCGGUCACGGACCGGCUCCCUACGACCUCGUGUGAGGCGCAACAGCAGCAGCAGCAGCAGCAGCAACAUCCCCACCAGAUUCUUCUCCGGCGAAUCCGGCUGUAUGUGUCGCUUUCACUUACCGCGGCGCACGACGUGGCGAAAAGUGCGGCAACAAGAUCGAAGGUAGGACGGUAGGUGUUUUCAAGCAUCAUGACGGCCUA
Ectocarpus sp. CCAP 1310/34 is the source of this 4629-nucleotide messenger RNA. NCBI's taxonomy places the organism in Eukaryota, Phaeophyceae, Ectocarpales, Ectocarpaceae. The record is from the annotation of a GenBank genome assembly.